Messenger RNA from Entelurus aequoreus (snake pipefish), 7836 nucleotides. RefSeq names its product protein crumbs homolog 1-like. The coding region runs from base 172 to 4557 and encodes 1461 amino acids. NCBI's taxonomy places the organism in Eukaryota, Metazoa, Chordata, Actinopteri, Syngnathiformes, Syngnathidae. Gene Ontology annotation, molecular function: calcium ion binding. The transcript has 13 exons. The record is from RefSeq and is a predicted model, not a curated record.
CACAGUGGUCAGACAUGGAGCUGGCGGGGGUCGCUGCGUUGUGGAUGGAUCACUGAAGGGAUCGUUGUGGAUGGACCACUGAAGUGUUGUGGAUGGACCACUGAAGUGUUGUGGAUGGACCACUGAAGUGUUGUGGAUGGACCACUGAAGGGAUCGCAUAGCUGCACUGCCAUGGAGUUUGGAAAAGUUGUGUCCAGGCACCAGAGGACGUUGCUGAUCACCAUGAUGAUGUUCAAGCUGGGCUUCCUGUGCACGGCAGCAGCCGACAAGUGUCUGGCAUCCCCGUGCAGCAACGGCGCCACCUGUCUGGAACAUCUGGGCGACUACGUCUGCCUCUGUCCCAAAGGACCGGUGUGGUACAUGGGCAAAAACUGUGACCAGCUGUACGACGCCUGCAUCCUGGCACCUUGCGCCAACUGUACCAGCAGUCCCGGCACCGCAAAUUUCACAUGCCAGUGCCCCGCCGGCCUGACGGGCCUGAACUGCACCCUGGACGUGGACGAGUGUGGAAGCAACCCCUGCACAGGUGUCAGGUCUUACUGUGUCAACAGAGUCAACGCCUACUCCUGCCACUGUCCCCGUGGACUGGGAGGCCAACACUGCCAGUCUGAGGUCACCACUUGCUCAGAGGGAAUGUGCCAGAACGGCGGCACCUGUACGGACAUACCCGACGUCGGGCAUCAUUGUCAGUGUGCCGCUGGAUACCAAGGGACCAACUGCCAAGAAAACCUUAACGAAUGCGAGUCCUCGCCGUGUCAAAACGGAGCGAUAUGUAAAGACGGCGCCGAUGCCUAUCAGUGUUUCUGUGUGCCGGGAUUUCAAGGUUUCCACUGUGACUUGGACAUCAACGAGUGCGCCUCCCAGCCGUGUCACAACAAUGGCACCUGCCUGGAUGAAGUGGACAACUACAGCUGUGACUGUGUUCCAGGCUUCACAGGGAUGAACUGUGAGGAGGAGAUGGACGAGUGUGAAGAAGAACCCUGCCAGAACGGAGCUACCUGCCAAGACCACGUGGCCGCCUACACCUGUACCUGCACCGAGGGCUUCCAGGGUCACGACUGUGAGGUCAACGUUGACGAAUGUGCCAGCGCGCCGUGCCUCAAUGAUGGCGGGUGCCUUGACGGAGUCAACAGAUACGAGUGCGACUGCGAGGGGACGGGCUUUGAAGGCGACCACUGCGAGGAGGACAUCCUCGAAUGUGCUUCGGAUCCCUGCCAGCACGGAGCUUCCUGCUUGGAGGGCAUCAAGCAGUACAAGUGCCUCUGCUGGCCAGGCUACCUGGGCGACAACUGCCAGGUGGAUGAAGACGAGUGUGAACAGGACCCGUGUGAAAAUGGCGGCCAAUGCUUUGAGCGUUCCGAUCUGGCCAACUAUGGCGUUCUUCCUGAACUCAGCACGGCCGACUUCACCUACCAAGCAGCGGCGGGAUUCAUCUGCCACUGCCAACCUGGAUUCACAGGAGAAAACUGCUCGCUGGACGUGGACGAGUGCGUCUCGGCGCCGUGCCGACAUGGCGGCAGCUGCCAGGAUGGGAUCAACUCCUACCAGUGCUGGUGCCCUGAUGGCUUCACAGGUGUACACUGUGAAGUGGACGUCGACGAGUGCGACAGCAAUCCUUGCCAGAAUGGCGCCACGUGUGAGGACAGUGCCAACGCCUACUUGUGUACGUGCCCGGCUCCAGAGCCCGACAAACAGCCUCUAGGCGGACGCGACUGUGACAUUGUCCUAGUUGGUUGCCAGCAGCACCGGUGUGAACAUGAUGGGGUCUGCAUGCCUUUGCUGACCGCCUAUGGUGAUCAUAGCUACACCUGCCUGUGCGGGCCUGGCUGGACCGGCGAACUCUGCAACACCUCCACCACCUUUUCCUUCAAUUGGGAAGGCUACGUCCAUAUGCAGCUGCCGGUCCCCAAAAACCGAGCAAGACUUGGUUUUGAUGACCAGAACUACGGACUCCAUAUGCAACUCAGAUUCAGGAGCACUUUGCCGGAUAUGAUACUCUACCACCGUGGUACCUUGGAACGCUUCAUCUCCCUGGAGUUAGUCCGAGGUUCUCUACAGGCUAGGUUAAAGUCCGGGAGGAUGCUGCAGGUCACUUAUCCAGGUCCAGUUAAUGACGGAGAAUGGCACCAAGUCACCGUGACUAUGGAUGACCGGUUGACUCUGACCGUAGUGGGCCCUGGCUGUGAGGAAGGGUGCCAGGUGAAAAACGAGGCUUACAACCAUCUGAUCUUCUUCCAGUCCGACUCUUUUCAACAACUGUACGUAGGCGGAGUGGCGCAGGAAUAUUUGACACUCACAAGCAGUGGGAGGGCUUUCAUUGGCUGCAUGGAAGACUUUCAAGUUGACUACAAGCUGCUGUUGCCUCAGGACCUGAUGAGAGAAGAAAGCUUAGGCUUGGAACUGGGAUGCAGCAAAGAGGAUUUGUGCCAUGAUGACCCGUGCCAACAGCGAGGGAAGUGUGUGGACAUGUGGGUGGAGGCCAAGUGCCAAUGCUACCGGCCUUACUACGGAGAAACAUGUGACCGAGAAUACUUCUCCUGGACUUUUGCUCAUGAGAACAUCACCAGCUACGCUGCCUUCAACAUCACACAAACCCAUGGAGAACAUUUCUCCUUCUCCUUCAUCAUGCGAUCCCUCAAAGAGAACGGCUUGCUGGCACAGUUUGGCCGAGAGAAGAAGUCCUACCUGAGCGUCUACCUGAAGGAGGGCGUGGUGGCCGUCUACAGCCCUCACACCACACUCUUGUCGGAGGCCCGCUCCGUCGCCGACGGCAACAGUCAUUUGGUGACUGUAGCCGUCAACCACGGCCAGGUGUUUUUUCCCAAGGCGGGGAACCACCGAGCCCUGGGGAACGUGAGCGUCCAGGCGGGGGAUGUGGUCUUUGUCGGGGGACUCCUGGCAGGGGAGAACCUCCACACCUGGGGUGGACAAUUCAAGGGCUGCCUGCAAGACCUUCGGCUGGACGACAAGCAUCUGACCCUGGGGGAGGAGGAGCCGGGGGGUUACCUGGCAACGGCCCAGGAGAACGUCCUGCCGGGAUGCCAAAGUGAUGACACUUGCAAGAACGAGCCCUGUGCCAACGGGGGCAAGUGUCAGAUCACCUGGAAUGACUUCAAGUGCGACUGUUCCCUUCGAUUCUCCGGACGCCUGUGCCAGAAGCGGCUGUGGUGUGUGGACAAGCCUUGUUUCCAUAGAGGCCAAUGUGUGGACCUAUGGGAUGGUUAUGAGUGCCUGACUGAAGCAUUUUUUCAGGACAACGCUGUGGAGUAUUUUGCCAACAGCUCCCUGCUGAGCCCGGUCACCAACUUCACCCUGGACCUCAGAACACGAGACCAGAAUGGCAUCUUGGUGCGGGCCAACAAUCGAGCUGAGGUUUUCUGCCUGGGUCUCCUUAACUCCACCCUUCUGGUGAAAAUGGACAGUGGAAAAAGUGCAGAGCUGCUGGCGUUCACCAGUCACCGCAUCAUUGCAGAUGGUGCCUGGCACCGGGUUCAGUUGACCAUGGUGGACCCUGCACUGCCACUGUCUCCAUGGCGCCUCACUGUGGACGGGUACCCGGCCGGUGGAAGCCUGGGAGUUGCCGGCAACCUUAACUUCCUGAAUGAUACCAACAUUUGGCUUGCUGAGAAAUAUACCGGCUGUCUGGGAGAAGUCCGUGCGGGUGGAGUCUACCUACCACUCUUCAACGUAGCAGACGCGCCCCAGACCAGUUACUUCUCCAGACUGAGUCAACAUGAGCCAACCAUCGGAUGCCAGGGUGCCCCGGUUUGUGACUCUCAGCCGUGUGUCAACGAGGGUGUGUGCCAGGACCAGUUUAAUGAGUUUAACUGCAGCUGCAGACCAGGUUGGGAGGGCAAGCUGUGUGAGGCCGAGAUGAACGAGUGCUCCUCUGACCCGUGUGUCCACGGGACCUGCAAAGACUUGCUGGCACAUUACCAGUGCCACUGUGAGCCUGGCUAUGUGGGCACUAACUGCCAGGAAGAAGUGGACGACUGCUUGGAGUUCAGCUGCUUGAAUGGGGGAACCUGUGUGGAGAAGAUGGAAGUUCAUACCUGUUUGUGUCCUCCUGCAUACGUGGGAAAACGCUGCCAACGGCGAUUCCCUCCGGUGGCGUGUGACGCCGCCACCAAGUGCCUUCAUGGAGGGGUGUGCAUCGGGGAGGACACGGGGGGCAACUGCACCUGCAAGCCAGGAUACUCUGGUACCAGGUGCGAGACAGAAAUAGACGAGUGCGAGUCCGGUCCUUGUCUCAAUGGCGCCACCUGUCUGGACAGACUCAACCACUUCCAGUGUGUGUGUGUGCCAGGCUAUAGUGGCACCCGCUGUGAAAGCAAUAAAAAGGAGCACAAGGAGCGAGUUCCCUGGCUGGUGGUGACCAUCCCCCUCACCAUGUUGUGUGUCCUACUGGCCAUCCUGGUCAUCUUCUUCCUGGUCAUGACGGCCCGCAAGAAGCGUCAGUCGGAGGGCACCUACAGCCCCAGCUCACAGGAGGUAGCUGGAGCCAGGCUGGAGAUGGGCAGCGUCCUCAAAGUGCCACCUGAAGAGAGGCUCAUCUGAGACCUGCAGUCUGGUCUACUGCCUCGUUUUAGGAGGCCAUGUGGAACUGGUACAAAGAAGGAAACUCCUGCUCUGAGGGGAGAACAAGACUGAUGCUCCACCUGAGCUUGGGAGAUUGGCAGGUAUCCGAUCUCAAGAUGGUUUACUUUCAAAGAUCAUCUCACAGGAAAAGGCCAAGCAAGUCCUGGCAUCAGAGACACAAAUGGUGCUGAGAGAACAGACAUGAGAGGGUAUUGAUUUUGUAGCAUAAUAUCAAAUGAGUACUUUUCUGGAUGUUCUUCCAUUGUAUUUAUUGCACAUCAUCAUCACAAGUCUUUAAGUAUAACCUUCCUCUGAGCUCUCGGUUUAUGCUUCUCGCAGAUCACAAUAUUACUUUUAUAAUAUUAUAUAUUAUACAGUUUACGUAAUGUUUGAUAUCGGUCCUAGUUGUAAACUGAGAGCUUUCUUCUUGAAAAGAUCUGACAUUCUAUACACUUCUUAUUGUAUUUUGCUUCUUCUUAUCUUUUUGCCAAGAGCAAUCCACCUAAGUCUGUACUUAUUUACAUCCCAUUUGAAAUGACUAUUUCUAGAUAGGUAGUACUAAAAACCGCUCGGACUCAGUAGCUCAUACUUUCAUAAUAUGGUGUAAGGAUCGUUGCAUCAAAAGUACUGACAUUUGGUACUGGUGGGUACUGGUCUCGAUUCCCUGGUACCAGGAAUUGGUACCGCAUCAAUUGAAAUGUGAAAGGUACCCAUCCCUAGUUGAAGGUUGAGGUUCAAGGGGAACUGCACUUUUUUGGAAUUGUGUUUUUUCAUUCACAAUCCUUAUGUAAGACAAGUCUUGGACUUAGAUUGGUCACACCUAGUCUUAGACUUAGAUUGGUCACAUCUAGUCUUAGACUUAGAUUGGUCACAUCUAGUCCUAGACUUAGAUUGGUCACAUCUAGUCUUAGACUUAGAUUGGUCCCAUCUAGUCUUAGACUUAGAUUGGUCACAUCUAGUCUUAGACUUAGAUUGGUCACAUCUAGUCUUGUACUUAGAUUGGUCACAUAUCGUCUCAGACUUAGAUUGGUCACAUCUCGUCUCAGACUUAGAUUGGUCACAUAUCGUCUCAGACUUAGAUUGGUCACAUCUAGUCUUAGACUUAGAUUGGUCACAUCUAGUCUUAGACUUAGAUUGGUCACAUCUAGUCUCAGACUUAGAUUGGUCACAUCUAGUCUUAGACUUAGAUUGGUCACAUCUAGUCUUAGACUUAGAUUGGUCACAUCUAGUCUUGGACUUAGAUUGGUCACAUCUAGUCUUAGACUUGGAUUGUUAGAUCUAGUCUUACACUUAGAUUGGUCACGUCCAGUCUUAGUCUUAGAUUGGUCACAUCUGGUCUUAGACAUAGAUUGGUCACAUCUAGUCUUAGACUUAGAUUGGUCACAUCUGGUCUUAGACUUAGAUAGGUCACGUCUAGUCUUGGACUUAGAUUGAUCACAUUUAGUCUUAGACCUAGAUUGGUCACAUCUAGUCUUAGACUUAGAUUGGUCACAUCUGGUCUUAGACUUAGCUAGGUCACGUCUAGUCUUGGACUUAGAUUGAUCACAUUUAGUCUUAGACCUAGAUUGGUCACAUCUAGUCUUAGACUUAUAUUGGUCACAUCUGGUCUUAGACAUAGAUUGGUCACAUCUAGUCUUAGACUUAGAUUGGUCACAUCUGGUCUUAGACUUAGCUAGGUCACGUCUAGUCUUGGACUUAGAUUGAUCACAUUUAGUCUUAGACCUAGAUUGGUCACAUCUAGUCUUGGACGUAGAUUGGUCACAUCUAGUCUUAGACUUAGAUUGGUCACAUCUAGUCAAGUGGUUUGUGCCAAAAUCCCAACUAUGUAUAGUCCAACACCAGGUGGGUGUGGCUGGGCCAGAAUGGUUCUGCUGGAUUACAGUACAAACAAGUGUCUAGCAAUCGUUAUGCCAUACAAUACCUCAAUGGUAAGGAGGGGAAAUUCCACUCCAACGACUGUCGUUGUUGGCAUUGACACAAGGCUCUUUUGCAUCUCAGUUUUUUUUCACUACAAUAGGGCAGACCUAUCCGUGCUCAAGCACACCAUCCUUGCGUUGGUGUAUGAAUAGUUGGGGUAUUGGUACCAGCUGCAAGACUAGAUGUGACCAAUGGAGGCUAUGAGCAUGAAGCCUACUUAGAUGAGAGGCAAACCGUUUUCUAAGACAAAGCAAACAGUCCAGUUGCCAUAGAUUGAGUGCCCUGAGACUACAAAGACCUGGAUGAAUGAACAUCCAUAGACUAGGCUACGUUUGUUACAUUAGUGUUUCAUGACUGUACUGCACUGUCCCUGUACGUUUAGCUUUUAGUGAACAUUUUUUUAUAUGAAGCAACUACCAUAGCAACACGGACACAACCCGGGCAGCUGGUCCUGCGGUUUUAAAAGGUUGAGCGACAAAUUAACCAAUCGUAGGUUGGAUGAGAAGGUUUAAUAUCUUCAGACAUUUUGGACAGUUUUACAUUCUUCCAACUCUGAAAUUCUGAAAACAAUUGUUCUGACUGUUCCCUGCUACCUUUGGACUGAACUACAACAGACUCUGAGCUCACAAAUGGUCUCCUGAAUGAAUUGAGGAAUAUAUCUUAGAAACUGCAAAGUGUCACUCCAUUGGACAAUAGGGGUUUUUGUGUGUGUUUUCAGCUUCUGUACCUGGUAUGGUCCAAAAUAGACUUUCACCAUAAGAUCAUGGUGUAUUGUAGACCAUUGACUGUAACGUGGUUGUAUAUCUUGGUGUGCAUGUUCUCCUGGUAAUAUUUUCCACCAUGACUGAACUUGCAUUGACGUCAUCAUGUUCAGAGUUUCCACCUUUUAGUUGGACUAAUGUCUCUGGUUUACAUGACUUUGCAUAUUUUCCUGGUUUGUAUGUGGAGUCUUGUCUUGCACUGGUGCUUUUCCUAAUGACUUGGUGUCCAUUGACUGUAUUAAGGUCUCCAUUUAUAUAGUAAUUACUCUGUACCUGAGCGGGUGUGAUGAGACGCAAGUUGUGCCUUCGUGUUUUCAAGCAUUCUGUGAUUGUUCUUGUUGGACACGCACACACUGGGAUUUGAUGUACAAACGUUUGUGUUGCAGAGUCAACCACACAUUCCUGGACAAUGUACAAAAUGGUAGUGAUAUCACACUGGAGUUGCUAUGACAACGCGUAUCACACAUUGUAGGCCAGAACUGGAAAUGUUAUUCCCAAGUAGGAAGUCACGUUUGUGUUUAUGUGAGUGCUCUCUGGAAAUAGGAAAUGUUUCUGACAGUACACUUUCCCAAGGAAUAAU